CCGGCCUUUAGCUCCAUCCUCCCUCCACCCCCCUUUACCGCCAUCUCCAACGGUCCAAUUUCUCCAAACAAAAGGGAAGCAUCGUUGGACUGACCACUUCAGAGCUCACACUUCAAUCUUCUGCCACUUGCUCUCCUCCAAAUCUCCCUCAAAUAGCUCUCAAAUUGAUUUACCUGCCCCCCCCCCCAACGCCAUCUCCUCACCGUAUCAUGUCGGAACGCCCCCAAAACAUCGGCAUCAAGGCCAUUGAGAUCUAUUUCCCCAGCCAGUGCGUCGACCAAGCCGAGCUCGAGAAGUUCGAUGGCGUUAGCCAAGGCAAAUACACCAUCGGCCUUGGCCAGACGAAGAUGAGCUUCUGCGACGACAGAGAAGACAUCUACUCCUUCGCCCUGACCGUGACAGCCAACCUGCUCUCGAAAUACAAGAUCGACCCCAACUCCAUCGGCCGCCUCGAGGUCGGCACCGAGACCAUGCUCGACAAGUCCAAGUCCGUCAAGUCGGUCCUGAUGCAGCUCUUCGGCACCAACUCCAACAUCGAGGGCGUCGACACCAUCAACGCCUGCUACGGCGGCACCAACGCCUUCCUCAACUCCGUCGCCUGGGUCGAGUCUUCCGGCUGGGACGGCCGCGACGCCAUCGUCGUCGCCGGUGACAUCGCGCUGUACGCCAAGGGUAACGCCCGCCCCACCGGCGGCGCCGGCGCCGUCGCCAUGCUCAUAGGUCCCAACGCUCCUGUUGUCGUCGAGCCCGGGCUCCGUGGCUCUUACAUGCAGCACGCGUACGACUUCUACAAGCCGGACCUCACCUCCGAGUACCCCAUCGUCGACGGCCACUUCUCCAUCUCCUGCUACACCGAGGCCGUGGACGCAUGCUACAAGGCCUACAACGCGCGCGAAGCCACGCUCAAAAAGCUUGCUAACGGCGCUUCUGAGGAGGACGCCAGCAAGACUCCUUUGGAUCGUUUCGACUACAUGACCUUCCACGCCCCGACCUGCAAGCUCGUGGCAAAGUCCUACGCUCGUCUGCUCUACAACGAUUACCUCACCAACCCCACCGCCGCGGCCUUCGCUGACGUCCCGGAGACUCUCCGUGAUAUCGACUACAAGACCUCCAUCACCGACAAGACCGUCGAGAAGACCUUCAUGGGCCUCACCAAGGCCCGCUUCGGCGCCCGUGUCCAGCCUUCCAUCGAGGUGCCCACCAUGUGCGGGAACAUGUACUGCGGUUCCGUGUGGGGCGGUCUCGUGUCUCUGCUCUCUAACGUCAGCUCUGAGGAUCUGCAGGGGAAGCGCAUUGGAGUUUUCUCCUACGGCUCUGGGUUAGCAAGUAGCUUGCUCAGUCUGCGCGUUGCUGGACCAACUGGCGACUUGGCUAAGGCUGUCGAUCUCAAGGCACGCUUGGCCGCCAGGAGGACUGUUAAGCCGGAGGUUUAUGAUGAGCUUUGUGAUUUGAGGAAGAAGGCGCAUUUGCAGAAGGGGUAUAAGCCAGCGGGCAGCGCGGAGACGGUUGUGGCUGGGACUUACUACCUCGAGGAGGUUGAUGAGUUGUUCCGUCGCAGCUACUCUGUCAAGGCUUGAAGGGCUCUCUAACUUCUCGCACUCCACUCACUCAUGCACUCCUUAUUAGUGGGUGAGUGGGUGAGUGAGUGGGUAGUUAAAGGUUUUUGGCUGCACAACCACAGGCAUUUACGAGGCAUUUUUUUGCGUGGCAAAAUUGGCAUUAUGGAUAGACUAGACAGAAGAUGAGGGGUUUUUUACGCUGAUGGAUGUCAUGAGGAUCAUGCUUGAUGGAUGGGGAGGGGGAUACGCACUGUAGAUAACUCGACGUUGCCCUCCGCACCAUUUACGGGCACGGGGGAGUGGUAGAGAGGGUGGUCUGUGAAGCUACAAAAAACCAGAAUCUUAUAAUGAUAACACUAUGGGAU
Molecule: messenger RNA, 1924 nt
Organism: Pseudogymnoascus destructans
Lineage: Eukaryota; Fungi; Ascomycota; Leotiomycetes; Thelebolales; Thelebolaceae
Exons: 3
Coding region: 210-1577 (455 amino acids)
Biological process (GO): ergosterol biosynthetic process; acetyl-CoA metabolic process
Molecular function (GO): hydroxymethylglutaryl-CoA synthase activity
Source: RefSeq, a predicted model, not a curated record